Numida meleagris (helmeted guineafowl) is the source of this 7130-nucleotide messenger RNA. RefSeq names its product SVOP like (gene SVOPL). The record is from RefSeq and is a predicted model, not a curated record. The transcript is spliced from 17 exons. Gene Ontology annotation, molecular function: transmembrane transporter activity. Gene Ontology annotation, cellular component: membrane. Lineage: Eukaryota; Metazoa; Chordata; Aves; Galliformes; Numididae. Gene Ontology annotation, biological process: transmembrane transport. Bases 3486 to 5339 code for a protein of 617 amino acids.
CAUGGACAGAUGAUAUUGCAGGCAGGCAAUUUUCUACAUGCUUUAAUACAAGAACCCUCCUAUUAUCUGAUUUGCUCCAGGUCUUGAUAGUGUGAGAUUAUAGAAGUUUGCAGACAUCAUCACUUAACAAAAGUGUUGGUUUUGAGCUGUGUAAACAAAAGAGUGCAGUAGUUUCCACACUGGCAGCCAAUUUAUUUCUCGCUGUGGAAUUGUUUCACACUGGAAACUUAAAAUGCCUCUUCCUGUGCUGUACUUUUCAAGAUGGAUUGCUAAAACAGAUUGUGUAGUAAUGCUAAUACUUACUGAACAGAGAGAAGAGGGAAAUCAAUACAGUUGAGAUGAUGAAUUCACAGUGUUGAUAUACCAUGAUCUUUUCUAAAUAUUCAUGAACUGCCGAUUUUUCAAACUGAAUAGUGUUAAUCAAGACAGGCUAUUUUUUCAAGCAUGGAGGAUUUAAAAUCCUAACAUGGCACGUGGAAUGUUUUAGACAUGAAAGUGCUUCCCUCCAAUGAAGCUGUGGGUGCCCCAUCCCUGGCGGUGCUCAAGGACAGGUUGGACAGGGCCCUGCCCAGCCUGAGCUGCUGGGUGGCAGACCUGCCUGUGACAGAGCAUUGGAACUGGUUGAGUUUUAAGCUCCCUUCCAACCCAAGCUGUUCUGUGAUUCUGUGAUUCCUGAUACUCAGCUCCACCUAAGAAUCCUGCCUGUUAAGAGUUCCCAGCAGCACGUGCUGCAGAGCUGUUAGCAUGGGCCAUGAGACUGCAGUAGUCAGCCUUCAGAGUCACCUUCCAGCUAUGUUGACGGGAGAAUACACAUCCCCAGACACAGUAAUUGUUCCUGUUUUUCUCUUCAGUGGCCAAGAAACCAUACUGGCAUUGGGCACUGGCUGCCAACAGUCAGGAACAUUUUUCAUUCUAGCAGCAGCUUGGAUUUGGAGCUGGAGUUAGAACUGAGAGAAGGAAGGGUGGGUGCAGAUGUUCAUCCAUGGUAUGUGUGGCCUCAUGGCUCUGGCUCUUCAGGAAUGGGUUAUCUAUGGUUUAUGUCACUCCAGCUGGUCUCACAGUGGCUCAGGGUAUGGACAUCACCUUUGUUUCCUCACUCCAACCUAAUUUGUUUAUUCAUAUUCUGUAGAGAUUUGAGAGAAAAGCUGUCUUGAAGCAAGAAAGGCCAAGCUAGGUUGAUGCAUUACCAAACAGAUAAAAGAGUUUGCUUUAUGAAACAGUGGGGGGAUUUUCUGCGUAAGUGCAUAUUUUAUCCUUAUUGCACCUUUCCACGUGACUGCGUGAUUGUGGUGUAACUGAGAAGGUGAUUACCUGAAACCAUUACCUGAAACAGAAUACCUAUUCCUUUUUGAGCUUCUUGGUGUUAUAUUUUUUGUCUCAGAUUUAUAUUUUAAGCAAGAAAAACAAGUUAUCCCAUGAAUGCAGCAGGUGUCAAAACUGGCUGUUGUUUACUGUACUAAACAGUGAUUGUUGUGGUGAGAUGGGGGAGGGCCUCUUUUCCUGGGUAACAGUGAUAGGACUAGAGGUGAUGGCUUCAAGUUGCGCUAGGGAGGUUUAGGUUGGAUAUUAGGAAUUUUGGUAUUUAGGUACUUUGGGGCAGAGCAGUGACUGCCCAUUCCCCAGCACAGCUGCUAAGCUGAGUGAGAUCAGAUUUUCUAGUUGGUGCCAUGCACGUGGCCACCAGAUGUAGUCAGAUCCAGAAGAGAUCACCGUUACAGACCAGUGGAACUUGGUACAACACCCUGUUGUUUUUGUUUAGACUUUACCCAUUGAUGGAAGUCAUGUGACUUCCAGAGACUUUACUGGCAAUUUUUAACCUAGGAGGAAGUGUUGCCUCUGCAUUCAUUGCUAGGAAGGUGUUUAUUUCUGAGGGCUGAUGACAUGAGUUAUAUCAUUUUGUGGAAAAUUAAUACAAAAAAACCUCAGUGAGUGGCCACCUAGGAAACGAAUGUGAUAACACAGUCAAACUGAUUUCAGUCAGUCACACUCACUCUUUUAGGGUUAUUUAUUCCUCCUCAUGAGAGCUAGAGCUGUGUGCAGCCAGGCCCUGCUGCCAGUAUGACCUGUGACAUGGGGGAUGAAGAUGGUCAGGUCCUGCAUUCUUGUCCAGUCUCUUGUGUCUGAUGGAUCGGUGAUGAUGGACUGGUUUGUGGAUAGAGCUUUUAUAGUCUUCAGGAGUUUCUUGGGGCUCGGACUCUGGCUCCUGCAGAAAACAGCUCUUUCCUCAAUGCUCACCUGUGUGAUAGCUGUCUGUCAUGUCCUUGGCCAGCAGCGAAGGUCUUUCUUCUCACCUUCACUCUCUUGUUUCUCCUGGAACUUUCAUACAUGCAGACGUUCCCAUUCAUGCUUCACUAUGACCAGUCUUUGCAUUUCUAUUACAAGUAAUUAAAAUAUCAUGAGGUGGAUAAAAAAAAGUAAUAGACAGCAUGCCUUUGUUCAAUCCCAAACACCUGGGUCUGAAAGCACAUCUCUGUGGCUGAGAGUUUUACUGGAAUUUUGGCCAUUUUUUCCCUUCUGCAGUGAGAAGCUGGAAUGCCAACACUUCAGUACCCUUCUGUGAUUGCAUGCAUAGUGUCUGAGUUCUUGGUAUGGAUCCAGCAGCCUGGAUCCUGCAUUUAGUUUAGUAGUUGUCAAUAAUGGCUGUGGCUGAAUAUCAGAUCUUAUUAAAAGAAAGAUGUAAAAUAGGGCUGUGAAAUGGCAUAUGUUAGCUGACAGCAAAUGCAUUCCUGAUGCUAGGAAGUGUGAAACUUGGCAUGAAGGUUCCAUGCUUUGAUAAAACUACUACAGCAUUGCUGUCAGCUUGGUGAACAUAUUUCAAAGGAGAAGGAUUUUGGGAACUCUCAUGGGAGGGAGACAAAAAACACCACCAUCUCCAUUCAAGCCAACACACUAGAGAAGUAAAGGUCAGCACACACACUCCUAGUCAAGAGCACUUAUCUAUCAUAGCUUGGAUUUACUGGACAGCACAACCUGCAGCACUUACAUUUGCUGUGUGUCAAGGUCAUGAUCACUGUGAGCCAUGAGUACUCACUGGUCAGGAAGUUUAGAGAGAUGAAGCAGAUGAACAGGCCCUGUUUUCUCUGUGGUAAUGGCACCUGAACUAGCUUCAGCUGGCCUGGGUGAGCUGGUAGCUACAGCAGCACCUCGGCUCUGCUCUUGGCUUUGCAUGGGCCAGCAAAACCCCUUUACCUGGGUGCUGACACUGUGGGACCUAUCCUCUGAAACUUGUCUCCUACAGUCUCACCAGUGUUGUGACAGGAUCAUCUCCCCACUGUCUACUCUCUGUCUCCUGCUGCUGCGACAGGGAAAUGGUGGAGUCACUGUCCCUGGAGGUGCUCAAGAACCGUGCGGAUGUGGCACUGAGGGACAUGGUUAGUGGGCAUGGUGGGGAUGGGUUGACGGUUGGAUGAGUGAUCUUAGAGGUCUUUCCCAACUUUAAUGAUUCCAUGAUCCCCACCAAAAGCCAUGACUGAGCACCAUCACCCAUGGAGGGCCACUCCCACAGAGGCACCUGUAGGUGCAGGGGGACCAGCACAGCUCACAUCGGGCACCCUCCCUGUGCCACCUACUUCUGGGGAGGAAGUGGCUGGGGAGGGACGUGCCUGUGUCCAGCAAGGAAGAAAUCUGACUCCCUAGAGCUUGAUUCCAAACGCACAGCAACGCCAACACAACGAGGAAAGAAAACAGCAGAAGGGGAAGAAGCAGAUGUAAGGAGGAAAGGUCUGCUCCUCUGUGACCAAGGCAUUUCAGAGUUACCGUGGACCCCAGCAGCAGCUGAGAUGGCUGCUGCACCGAAAGAAGCAGCAAACACUAUUGCUUUGGAGGAAAUCCACACGGAGGGACCAGAACCCCCAAAAGGGCAGAAGACAUUUACAGUGGAAGAAGCUGUGGAAACCAUUGGGUUUGGGAGGUUCCACAUUGCACUUUUCCUGAUCAUGGGAAGCACUGGGGUGGCCGAAGCCAUGGAGAUCAUGCUGAUAGCUGUUGUAUCCCCUCUCAUCCGAUGUGAGUGGCAGCUUCAAGACUGGCAGGUGGCUCUAGUGACAACAAUGGUGUUUUUUGGCUACAUGGUCUUCAGCAUAGUACUUGGGCUCCUGGCUGACAGGUAUGGCCGCUGGAAGAUUCUGCUGCUCUCCUUCCUCUGGGGAGCCUAUUUCUCCCUGCUGACCUCAUUUGCCCCCUCCUACAUCUGGUUCGUCUUCCUGAGGACCAUGGUGGGAGGUGGUGUGUCAGGCCACGCGCAAGGGCUUAUCAUAAAAACAGAAUUUCUGCCUACCAAGUACCGAGGAUACAUGCUGCCCUUAUCUCAGGUGUUCUGGUUGGCAGGAUCCUUGUUAAUCAUUGGCCUGGCAUCAGUGGUGAACCCAACCAUUGGCUGGCGGUGGCUGAUUAGAAUCGCCUCCAUUCCUGGCAUCAUUCUCAUUGUGGUGUUCAAGUUCAUACCUGAGUCAGCACGUUACAAUGUGUCCACGGGGAAUAAUGCGGCUGCCCUGGCCACGUUGCAGAGGAUAGCCAAGAUGAACCGGGCAGCGAUGCCCGAGGGAGAGUUGCAGGAACCUCCCAAGGAAAGAAGAGGAAGAUUCAAAGAUCUCAUCCACCCCAAAUACCUAAGAACCACUCUGCAGAUAUGGAUCAUAUGGCUUGGCAUAGCUUUUGCUUACUAUGGAGUCAUCUUGGCCAGUGCUGAGUUGCUGGAGCGGGACCUGGGCUGCACCUCGAGGACACCACCGAGUGAGAACCCCGGCCCUGUCUCAGAGGAGAGCCACAGCCCCUGCUACUGCCGCCCCUUUGGCCCUUCUGCCUACAGGACCAUGAUCAUCAGCACUGCGGGGGAGAUCGCAUUAAAUCCCCUGAACAUUCUUGGCAUCAACUUCCUCGGCCGACGCCUGAGCCUGUGCAUCACCAUGGGAUGCACGGCACUGUUCUUCCUUCUCCUCAACAUCUGCACAUCCAGUGCAGGCAUGACUGGUUUUCUCUUCAUGCUGCGCGCCUUGGUUUCAGCAAACUUCAACACCAUCUACAUUUACACUGCAGAGGUUUAUCCCACCACUAUGCGAGCCCUGGGGAUGGGAACCAGUGGGUCACUGUGCCGAGUUGGAGCUAUGGUGGCACCAUUCAUAUCACAAGUUCUUAUGAGUGCAUCUUUCCUUGGGGCCCUGUGUCUUUUCUCAUCUGUGUGUGUUGUGUGUGCGAUUUCUGCCUUCACUCUGCCCAUCGAGACCAAGGGCAGGGCACUGCAGAACGUGACUUCUGAUAAUGAACGUAACGAUGCCACUAGGACCAUGUCAACUAUGCUACUGACUAAUGGAAAAUGGAAAGAAGUGAAGUACAUACUGUAGGAGGAACUGGAUCUUGAAAAGCAAGACUCAUUUCAUGACAGUAGAGUGUUAAAACUUUUCACUGGACCUCAUGGAAUUCAACCAAAGCAUUACUAAGAGUUGUACUUCGUAACUACAGAGAGACUGAAGGAUUCAUUAGCAGACAAAUAAUACUGGCCAAAGAGAAGGAAAAGUAUUAUAUAGCAGAAACUGUAUUUUCACUUUACAAGCUUGAUUGCAAGAUAUUCCUACUCUAUGCAGAUAACCUUGGACAAGACUUUUUUGAGCUGUUCCUGAUUUUAUCAGUUACAGUCUAGGAAAACUCUAUAGAUUUAAUUGACAGCAGAAGAAGCAGAAGACCAAACUAGUUCUGGAAGCUGACUACAUUCACUGAUUCUCAUUCAGUUUGUGAACCUCUGUAAGUUUUGGGAAAGCUAUGAAUAGUAAAGAUUUCUGGAGAACUUGCACCCUUGCAGAUAACCACAAGAGGGCUGAGUUGUACUUCACAUAGUAGACACAAUUCAGCAGUAACCAUUUAUGGGAACCAACUGCAUGCAUUUACUCGGAGAUAUAAGAUCUUUACAAAUGAAAAAUAGUUUCUGCAGCAGCUUUCCGUGCAUUUUGAUAGUAAAGCAGAAGACUUUCAAAGUUAAAAAACCAAACCUGUCUUACUGGUUCUUACUUAAGAGUAAUUCAAAGAUUUCUAUCAUCUGCUAGUUUUAACAUAUGGUAAUGAAUAAUGGGUGUUUCCUUUCAAAGAGACUUUUGCCUUCUACCAGUUCAGCUUAACAGAGCUAUAUACAUGAUAAUGACGUCUCUGUGCAAGAACCAGCAUCAAAGGUAUGAUGUGACACAGACAAAAUUAGAUAAAAGCCAUGACCUAAAGAUCUUACAAUACAGGAAAGGCAGAAGAUGGAGGAAAGGCGUUCAAAUAUCCAAGAGUAGGGGAAAGUAUGGACUAGGGUGAAGGAAAGAAAAGAUGCAGUGACCUCGUGAAUCUAUAGGGAAAAGUGUUCUAUCUACCUGAAGCAAGAACAAAAAGCAAUCAUGAAAGAAAUAGGUUGAGACCGCUGAUAUAAUAAUAAUGGAUUUUUUUGUGUAUUUGAAGGAACUAAUGCUUAGAGACCAAAGUCUGUGAACUAGACCAUUGCAGCAGCAAAAAUAAAACAAACCAAAAAAAUCGUGAAGAUGAGAACAAAAACUUGAUACAUCUGAAGCCAGGAGGAAAUUUAAGCUAACUAUGGUUCUGAAGUCCAGGAACAUAGUGCACUUGCAUUAAUAUGCACCUUUACAAAACUGAACGCUUCUCAGAAAAGUUGUUUUUGGCUCUCUUGUCCCCUGGACAUCAUCUUCUCAGUUUCCAUUGAAUGAUCCAGUGAAAAUGAGAACUUAUAAAGACUUAUUUCUGAAGGUUUUAUUUUAAUAGAAGCAAACUCUUGUGAGUAUGUAGUUAUCUAUCUACAUCCUUACAGAUUUUUUUCCUCCUUUCAGAGAGGCACAAAUGUUUAUUAGCUUAAGUACAUACUGUAACUUUCCCGAGUUUUGCUUACAGCACAAAGCUGUAAUAUAACAUCAUUUUAUUUAAAGAAAAAGCCCUAUAAUUUGAAGUUUCACAAGGUAAGACAAACAUUUUCAUGUGCCAAAUUUAGAGACAUUUAAAAGAUACGCUUACAGAAAUAUGCUUGUUCAGAACAGCACAUAAGCAGAGAUGAUCAGUAUACAAAUCUAAGUUGUUAUCCAAAUGUUUUAUUCCAGCAAACUGUGCAGAUAUUUAAUAAGAAAACCUAAUAUUUACAUAAAAGCAUUAAACAA